Molecule: messenger RNA, 348 nt
Organism: Tetrahymena thermophila SB210
Lineage: Eukaryota; Ciliophora; Oligohymenophorea; Hymenostomatida; Tetrahymenidae
Product: complex 1 protein, LYR family protein
Exons: 3
Coding region: 1-348 (115 amino acids)
Biological process (GO): mitochondrial respiratory chain complex III assembly
Source: RefSeq, a predicted model, not a curated record
AUGAGUGCAGCUGGUAAAAAGAUGUUAGAAGAAAUAUUAUCAAAGCCUAUUGAGCAUAUGAUUUUAUCCAAAAAAAUGCCACCAAAUAAAGAAGCCCUGAAAUUAUAUAGAGAGAUUCUUAAAUUUUCAAAUUAUUUUUAUUGGAAUAAUACAAAAGGAGAAAAUUGGGGUGAAAUUAUCAGAAAAAGCGCUAGAAGAGAAUUUGAAAUUGGAAAAAGUGAAAGCGAUCCAUUAAUAGCUAUGAAAAUGAUUAUGACUACAAGAGAGUCACUGCAAAAAACAAAAGAAAAAAUGAAUGAUGCUUAUUUUAAAUUGCACCAAACUGUUGAUGAGACAAGAAAUAACUGA